AACAAUCAUCAUGACGUGGAUUUUAUACCGGCUACAUUGAAAUACAAAGACAAGGACGAAAAAGAAUCAGUGGGUAAAAUGACAACAGAAACACAAGAAAUCAUAUGUGGACCAUGCGACUUUCGAGAAAUUGCAAUGCCAGCAGUCGUAUGGUGUCCGACAUGUGAUGAAGGACUGUGCGACGAAUGUAGCGGCCAUCAUAGCGCAGCGAAGGCCACGAGAGGUCAUAAACUUAUAAACAGCGACCACUAUAAGGAAAUGCCGAGAAAAAUGAUUGAAGAGUUAAACAAAUGUACUAAACAUGACGAAAGGUACGAACUCUUUUGUCCAAACCAUGAAAUUCAUUGUUGUGUACAGUGCGUGAAAGAAAAACAUGCAAACUGUACCGGGGUAACGCUACUCAAUAAAGUCAUUGAAAACAUUAAGUCGUCCGCCAUGGUUUCAACAAUUACGCAAAAGUUGGAUAAAAGGCUAGAUGGACUUAUGAAACUUAAGAAAAAUCGGACGGAGAAUAUCGAUCGCCUUGAUAAACAGUCGUCAGAGCUGUGCGCUGAUUUUAGGCGCAUGCGUAAGGAAAUGGAUCUCGUUCUAGAUGAAUUUGAGAAUACUUUGAAUGAGCAAGCAACGUCAGUCAGGAAGACACAAUCCAUUAUUGUAAACAACUCCAUUACUCAAAUUUGUACACAUGAGUCUAUUUAUAAAGAAAUGCAUUCUGGUCUGCAGACGGUUCUAGCAUACGGAAGUGACUUUCAAGUAUACUCAGCGAUUAAAAAGAUCGAAGAAAAUAUCAUGAAUGAAGAUAAAAAAACUGAAUUGUUUUUAAAAAACAACAAUGGUUUACAAGAAAUAAAUGUUGCUCUCGAAUGCAGCCAACAGUUGUCUGCUCUGCUGUCUAAAGACAUUUCGCUUGCAACGGUCAGGACAUCUAAUUCCACUUUAGCAUGCGAUUUGAACAUAUUUGACAAUUUAGAAGCACAAAAACUGUCAACAACUAAUAGGACCGCCGUGUCAGAAUUGAAAUUAAAGCAGUUUUUCCAAGCAACUUCACGUUGCUGGUCAACCAAUUCCGUACCUCCCGAUUUUAUAAACAUUACAAGCAUUGUCCCUUUGCCUUCUGGACAGACUGUCAUGACCGAUUAUGGAGGUAAGCUAGGUAUCCUGCUUUUCAAUAGUAAUGGUGGUUUAGACAUCAGGUAUGACAACCUAGGUACACCGCAUGGUUCAUGCCUGAUUAGUGAUUCUGUUAUUGCAGUGUCGUUUCCUUUGAACAAUAAUAUUAAAUUAUUACAAGUUUACGGUUUGUCUUGUACAAUAAAGAACACUUUUAAAUUCGAUCAAAUGUGUUUUGGUUUGUGUGUGAAUUCGGACGGAAACAUUGUAGCUGCUACAAGAAAACCUGAUGACGGUUUACUUUUAAUAAAUUUAAAUGGAGAAAUUUUGAAGCGUAUUGGUUUAGGACUGCCAUUGAUCAAUUAUGUGCAAUGCUGCAAAAACAAAAUAAUUGUAGCCGAACUCGAAUCAAAAGAAAUUACUAUGUAUGACCACGAAGGAAAUAAAAUACAAACAUUUACUUUCGAAGGCGAACACGAUACCAGAAACAUCUGCUUUGAUAAACACGGUAAUAUAUUUGUAAGUGCAUUGCAGACAGCAAAAGUUACCGUAAUUUCAGAGAAAGAUGACCAUAGGCAAGAUAUUUUGGGAAUUACGGAUAGGUUUCGUGGUCCAAAGGCAAUUGUUUAUGAUCAGAAAAAUAACACAAUUAUAGUUGCAAAUAAAGACGGGCAGCAUUCUGCUAUUUAUGACAUUGUUUACAAGUAACACUUUUACAAACAACAAACGCUAAUUAUCUCAUUGGAGAGACAACAUACCAGGUUUAUUGUUUCUUGUUAACGCCGAAGAGGACCCUUAUACUUUCGACAAUACGGAUGAACAGAUGUCGUUUCUAAAAUUAAAAAUAUUUGAAACAAAGGUAUCUAUAAACAUGAAAAGAAUAGAUGAUCUUCUCUAUUGAAAUAAAAAUAAAACUUAUUAAAUAUU
Mytilus trossulus (common blue mussel) is the source of this 2037-nucleotide messenger RNA. RefSeq lists its product as uncharacterized. Bases 79 to 1818 code for a protein of 579 amino acids. Lineage: Eukaryota; Metazoa; Mollusca; Bivalvia; Mytilida; Mytilidae. The record is from RefSeq and is a predicted model, not a curated record. The transcript has 2 exons.